AUGCCCAACCGAACCGAGUCCGAGCCGCGGGAGACGCUGGCGCGCGCGCUGACCGGCUGCCUGCUGUGCGCGCUGAUCCUCUGGACUCUGUUCGGGAACAUCCUGGUGUGCGCCGCCGUGCUGCGCUUCCGCCACCUGCGUGCCAAAGUUACGAACAUCUUCAUCGUGUCGCUGGCCGUGUCGGACCUGUUCGUGGCCGUGCUGGUGAUGCCGUGGAAGGCGGCGGCGGAGGUGGCCGGGUUCUGGCCGUUCGGCGCGUUCUGCGACGUCUGGGUGGCGUUUGACAUCAUGUGCUCCACCGCGUCCAUCCUGAACCUGUGCGUGAUCAGCGUGGACCGCUACUGGGCCAUCAGCAGCCCGUUCCGCUACGAGCGCAAGAUGACCCCGCGCGUGGCCUUCGUGAUGAUCGGCGCGGCGUGGACGCUCUGGACUGGCACAAAGCCGCCGCGGAGCCCAACGCCACCGACGACGACAACUGCGUGCGCGCUGAUCCUCUGGACUCUGUUCGGGAACAUCCUGGUGUGCGCCGCCGUGCUGCGCUUCCGCCACCUGCGUGCCAAAGUUACGAACAUCUUCAUCGUGUCGCUGGCCGUGUCGGACCUGUUCGUGGCCGUGCUGGUGAUGCCGUGGAAGGCGGCGGCGGAGGUGGCCGGGUUCUGGCCGUUCGGCGCGUUCUGCGACGUCUGGGUGGCGUUUGACAUCAUGUGCUCCACCGCGUCCAUCCUGAACCUGUGCGUGAUCAGCGUGGACCGCUACUGGGCCAUCAGCAGCCCGUUCCGCUACGAGCGCAAGAUGACCCCGCGCGUGGCCUUCGUGAUGAUCGGCGCGGCGUGGACGCUGUCCGUGCUCAUCUCGUUCAUCCCGGUGCAGCUGGACUGGCACAAAGCCGCCGCGGAGCCCAACGCCACCGACGACGACAACUGCGACUCGAGCCUGAGCCGCGAGUACGCCAUCUCCUCGUCCCUCAUCAGCUUCUACAUUCCCGUGGCGAUCAUGAUCGUCACCUACACGCGGAUCUACCGGAUCGCGCAGAUCCAGAUCCGGAGGAUCGCGUCGCUGGAGCGCGCGGCGGAGCACGCACAGAGCUGCCGGACGAACCGGCUCGCGUGCCAACACCACAGCAGCCUGAAGACGUCCCUCAACCGCGAGACCAAAGUCCUGAAGACUCUGUCCAUCAUCAUGGGCGUGUUCGUGUGCUGCUGGCUGCCGUUCUUCGUGCUCAACUGCGUGGUUCCGUUCUGCCACAACAAGCCGUCCGCGUCCUGCGUCAGCGACACCACUUUCGACGUGUUCGUGUGGUUCGGCUGGACCAACUCGUCCCUGAACCCUGUGAUCUACGCCUUCAACGCGGAGUUCCGCAAGGGCUUCUCCAGCCUGCUGGGCUGCCGGAACCGCUGCCAGACUCCGGUGGAGACGGUGAACAUCAGCAACGAGCUCGUGUCCUACAACCAGGACACGCUGUUUCACAAGGAGGCGGCGAGCGCCUACGUCAACAUCAUCCCGAACGAGGUGGACGACGCGUUCGACCGGAUCUCGCAGCUUUCGCGGGACAACGAGGACUCGGUGUGCGAGCUGGAGCGCGAGGCGGACGGUGCGUCCACGCCAAACGGCGUCCGCUGACCGGACUGUGCUCGGACCCGCAGUUGUUGUCACAUGACCGUGCUGCUGUUUCACCCGGUGAGUCCCGUUAUCACGCGCAGCUGCUGAAGCUGUGAAAGCACUGCAGCACACCGCCUCCUGACUCUGAAUCCAGCCAAACACUGAAAGACGCCGGUGAUGUUCAUA
Molecule: messenger RNA, 1785 nt
Organism: Sinocyclocheilus anshuiensis
Lineage: Eukaryota; Metazoa; Chordata; Actinopteri; Cypriniformes; Cyprinidae
Product: D(1) dopamine receptor-like
Exons: 3
Coding region: 1-1620 (539 amino acids)
Biological process (GO): positive regulation of MAPK cascade; adenylate cyclase-activating adrenergic receptor signaling pathway; G protein-coupled dopamine receptor signaling pathway
Cellular component (GO): plasma membrane
Molecular function (GO): dopamine neurotransmitter receptor activity, coupled via Gs; G protein-coupled receptor activity
Source: RefSeq, a predicted model, not a curated record